Messenger RNA from Lactuca saligna, 411 nucleotides. The record is from the annotation of a GenBank genome assembly. Lineage: Eukaryota; Viridiplantae; Streptophyta; Magnoliopsida; Asterales; Asteraceae.
AUGGCAACUUUUAGUACUUCGUUCGUUGGAUCAAUCACAGACGUAAAUAAUGUCAGAUCUUCGUUAUUUGUCCACAAAUUGGCUGAUCCUUCUUUCUAUUUUUCUGGUCAGAAGAUGCAAUUGGCAGCGGUGUCGACGGUGGUAGCGAUGGGUGGAGGAGCAAGGUUUAAGGGGACGCAUGAUAGAGAGAUGAAGCUGACGGAGAUGAUUGAGAACAAGGUGACGGAAGCGAAGGAGGUGUGCGCUGGCCAUGAAGGCUCCGAUGAAUGUAAAGUGGCGUGGGACGAGGUAGAAGAGAUUAGUCAGGCGAAAGCUCAUCUCAGAGUGAAGUUGGAGCAUGAAGAAGAUCCUCUUGAGUCGUUUUGCUCUGGAAAUCCAGAAACGGACGAGUGUAGCAUUUACGACGAUUGA